UGUCAGUGUGUAGUCUCUGCGUUGAAGAGAAGCUCCUCUCUCACUGGCUGCUAUGACCUAGCUACCGGACGACACUUUCUGUUUUCACGACUGACCACUGCGUCUGAUAUACGUUUGUAGCAUUUUUUUUUUUUGCUACCAUACAUUCAAUACAGAGACUUUUUUUUAUGGUCGCUGUGCCGCGACUUUUUACCCAUAGCUGCUGGCCUCUGAGGCUAGCUGGCUAGCUGAGUAGUGACAGAGUGGACAGAGGUACAGUAACGUUAGCAAACAAGCUAAUCAGCAAGAAAGACUGUCAGUCUGGAUUAUUGUGUGUAAUCAAAGGAGAGCCUCUAACACUGCGGGUUUCACUCACUGCGGCAAAAUGAAGAUAACUGUGGAUUUCGAGGAAUGCUUGAAGGACUCCCCGCGGUUCAGAGCCACCAUAGAGGAAGUGGAGGGGGAUGUGUGUGAGUUGGAAUCUAAGCUCGACAAAUUGGUGAAGUUGUGUAUUGGGAUGAUUGAUGCUGGAAAAGCCUACAAUGCAGCCAACAAACAGUUUGUUUACGGAAUCCGGGAGCUAGCCCAGCAGUCCACCAAAGAUGAAGUCAUUGAGUCCAGUCUCACAAAGUUUGCUGAGAGUCUGCAGGAGAUGAUCAACUAUCACACAAUAUUAUUCGAUCAGGCCCAGAGAUCAAUCAAGACCCAGCUUCAAAUAUUUAUCAAAGAUGACUUGCGUAAGUUCAAAGAAGCCAAAAAGCAAUUUGACAAAGUGAGUGAAGAAAAGGAGACGGCGCUGAUCAAGAACGCUCAGGCUCCUCGCAACAAGCAGCAUGAGGUGGAAGAGGCCACCAACAUCCUCACUGCCACACGCAAGUGCUUCCGACACAUCGUCCUCGAUUACGUUUUACAGAUCAAUGUGCUACAAUCCAAGAGAAGAUCAGAAAUCUUAAAAUCAAUGUUGUCCUUCAUGUACUCCCACCUGACGUUCUUCCACCAAGGCUAUGACCUCUUCAGUGAACUACAACCGCUAAUGAAGCUGCUUGGAGGACAGUUGGACCAGCUGGUGGUUGAUGCUGCCAAAGAGAAGAGAGACAUGGAGCAGAAACACUCCACCAUUCAGCAAAAGGCUGCUAUCCAGGAUUUCUCGAAUGACGACACCAAGCUGGAGUACAAUGUUGACGCAGACAACGGCAUCGCCAUGGAGGGUUAUCUGUUUAAGAGGGCCAGCAAUGCCUUCAAGACGUGGAAUAGGCGUUGGUUCUCCAUCCAGAACAAUCAGCUAGUUUACCAGAAGAAAUUUAAGGACAACCCUACUGUGGUGGUGGAAGACCUGAGGCUUUGUACAGUGAAACACUGUGAGGACAUAGAGCGCCGCUUCUGUUUCGAAGUGGUAUCACCCACCAAGAGCUGUAUGAUGCAGGCAGACUCAGAGAAGCUGCGACAGGCCUGGAUCAAAGCCGUCCAGAACAGCAUCGCCACUGCCUUCAGAGACAAGGGAGAUGAGGGCGAGAAACUGGACAGGAAGUCUUCCACGUCGACAGGGAGCCUGGACUCUGGUGGAGAGCCAAAGGAGAGAUCACUGAAAGGAGAGAGUGCCCUGCAGAAGGUCCUGGCCAUCCCAGGCAACACUUGCUGCUGUGACUGUGGCCAGCCAGACCCUCGCUGGGCUAGCAUCAAUCUGGGCAUUACCCUCUGCAUACAGUGCUCUGGUAUACACAGGAGCCUCGGAGUACAUUUCUCCAAGGUUCGGUCUUUGACUUUAGAUUCAUGGGAGCCAGAGCUUUUAAAGUUAAUGUGUGAACUGGGUAACGGAGUGAUCAACCAGAUCUAUGAGGCUCGUCGGGAGGAGCUGGGAGCCAGAAAACCACAGCCAGGAGAUCCCAGACAUGAGGUAGAGGCCUACAUCAAAGCCAAAUACGUGGAACGGCGUUUUGUCCGCCGGCCAUCAGACGAGGAGCUUCGCAACAAAGUGGUUUCUCUGAGCAAGCAGGAAAAGAGACUGAGCAGCAGCUCUGAGCAUCUGCCCCCUAGACCGCCACCGCCCACGCCAAAGCUCAGACCUGGUUCAAACGCCUCCGGACAAUCAGCUGUUGCCAGCGGCUCGGAGGCCCGCCGUGACUCUCUCUUCUGUCCUGACGAGCUUGACUCGCUCUUCUCCUACUUUGACAACUCCUCCAAGCUCAGGAGCAUAAAAAGUGCAGACAGCGGCAUCCAGAACAGUGCUGAUGGGAGCAGGGAGAUGCUGGCCAACACCCCGUCCAAUAACAGCCUGGCAGAUGCAGAAGCUGCUGAGUCUGCACCCAUCUUGCAUAUUUCAGAAGCUGCUGAGGCUCCACCCAUGCCCAUGCCUGCCACACUGCCUCCUCCUUCCCCUUGUAAGGAGGUGGUUUUCUACGAGCCUAAAGAGUACAGCCCAGGUCUGCAGCUCUACUGGGCCUCAUGUGCACGCAGCCUGCCCGACAUGGCAGAGGCUCUGGCCCAUGGAGCCGAGGUCAACUGGGUCAACACCGAAGAUGACAAGAGGACACCGCUAAUCAUGGCGGUGCAGGGGGGAUCGCUGGUCACCUGUGAGUUUUUGCUCCAAAACGCAGCUAGUGUGAACCAGCAGGAUGCUCAGGGCCGAGGACCCCUUCACCACGCCACCAUGCUGGGACACACGGGGCAAGUGUGUUUAUUUUUAAAAAGAGGAGCCAAUCAAAAUGCUGCAGACAUUGACGAGAAAACACCCCUGAUGAUAGCGGUGGAUGCGGCUAACGCAGACAUUGUCACACUGUUGCGACUGGCCAAGAUGAACGAGGAGAUGCGAGAGGCGGAGGGGCCCUACAGUCAGUCAGGAGAUGAAACAUACCAGGACAUUUUCCAGGAUUUCACUCACAUGGCUUCAAACGACCCGGAUAAGCUUAACCGCUACCAGCAGUACGAUCCACAAAAACCCUGACACGACAACAACUGCACCGUCCACUAGCACUCAGAGACUAUGUCUACUCAACCAGAUGGAGGCAAAACGUCAUCUGGAAAAAUGUCCUCCCCUUUCCCUCCACAUCAGCGAUGAUCAGAGCUGGUUAGUGCUACCACAGCUGGACUCAAGUCAUCAACGCAUUUCAUAUGGAAAAAGCUCCCUUUGUUCAAAUUGUAUGAAUUGACCUUUUAGCUGUGAUAAAUCACCCUGUUGAUGGCAUUUCUGUCAAGUUUAGGGGAACAGCAAACCUCAUUUUUCAAACAAAGGCUGUGUUUCCCUGUAGGAUCUAUCCGUGAAUGGUACAGUGUUAGAGCCUUUAAAAGGUGCAAAGCCAUGAAAAGAAAUUCAUUGAUCUGAGUCUGAAUGUAGAGUCGCCUUCAAGGCUGUCUCUUACUUUGAUUAACUUCAAUCUUUUGUCACACUUCCUGAUGGAAGAAGUUUUAAAGAUGUGUUUUUAUAAAUGUAAAAACAUAAUUGUACUGCAUCAGAUCUGUACAAAUGUAUAGUGGACUGUUAAAUCCUACAUUUUAAUUCUUAAAUACUUCAUCUUUUCAGCAGAAUUCUCUCUCUCAACAUCUUUCAACAUAUGCAAAUGUGACCGGGUUCUUUUAUUUGUUGCUUUAGCACUCUCUUCAGUGUAUACUUAGUAGUCCGCUUUUACUUAAUUGCACGGACCCCUUUGUCCUAAAUCACCACUGAUGUUUACCAGUUUGAUGGUAAGUUUUUGACUUGUUAAACAAUGUACAGUAAUUAUAGAAGUGAAUAUGUUAUCUAUGCUUCUGUCAUGUUAAAUAGAUAGCAUUUUAGGAUUCUUAAAGGUUAGUUAUUUUUGAACAAGGUUCUCUGAAUGAUUUACAUCGUCCAUUUUGUCACCACAGCAACAUCUGUGAGGCCAAUUAGCUGUUUAAGCAUUGUUAUUAUGUGGACUUGGGUUUAGUUAUGAUGAAUGAUUAUUAAUUUGUACCUUCAGUCUCGUGCUGGUAUAAGAUGAAAUCGAGCUUCACAUUGCUGUGGGCACUUGAAGUGUUCAUGUGGCCGUUUGAUUCCCUGUUGAUUUUAGAGAGACCCUGAACAACACAAUGACACUUUACUUUCAGGCAAUGUGUUUCUGUGGUUGAGUUUGUAGGGAAUAUAGGAUCUUCCCUGAAAAUCUGCUCAGUUAAAGUUAAACCAACGUGAUGUUUGUUUUAGUAUCGGAAACGUACUGUAGUUACAAGUGUGGAUUCAAACCCAGGCAACUCUCAUUUGGCAGCUUCUUUGUCAACAAAGAUGAAAAUCAGUCUUAUCUUUUUUUUUUCAAUAGAAACUGUGUGGAUAAAACAUCAACACCGUAUGCACUGGGAACACUCGUUAUGCAGCAGAGAACCAAAAAAAGAAUGAUUUGAAAGUGAACACUUUCUCUUUUUCUGUGCAAUUUAACUUUCUUAGGAAAUUAUUUUAGACAAAUUCAGUGUUUCACAUUUUCUACAUCAGUUUACGAAAUGUCUGUAAAGUGAGUUACAUUGAAGCAGAUUUCUUUAAACGUGAGCUGUCGAGAAACAUCACAUCUUAUAAAGCUUUAACUAAGUUAAUGCACCACCUUAUAAUUCAUGAACUGUUCAACGCCACACAUGAACUCUGCACAUUUCAUGAUAGUACAUCAAACUAAAGAAAGCAGUUUGAGACUUUAAACACAUGAAGCCUUCACCUCUCUGUGACAUUAUAUCAUAAGGUGUGAUAUGCAGUAGAGAGGAAACGUUUGGUCUUUGCAACAUGGGAUACAAUUCUUGUACAUUUUGUACAGAUGCUUAAAACUGUCCAGAGCAAGUGAAGUAUAAAGUUAGUGGUACUUGAAUCAUUUAUAAGCUUUUGUACAUGCUGUUCUUUGUAUCCUUCAGUGAUUUUAUCUCAUUUUAUAUUGUCCAUCUUUACACCAAUAUACAUGUCCUGUAUAUUCUACCUGUAAUAUGUUAACAUAAACUUCAAUACAUAUGGACUGAUGAUUGAC
Molecule: messenger RNA, 4928 nt
Organism: Labrus bergylta (ballan wrasse)
Lineage: Eukaryota; Metazoa; Chordata; Actinopteri; Labriformes; Labridae
Product: arf-GAP with coiled-coil, ANK repeat and PH domain-containing protein 2
Cellular component (GO): cytoplasm
Molecular function (GO): GTPase activator activity; protein binding
Source: RefSeq, a predicted model, not a curated record